GUAGUGCGGUAAGUAUACAUCGCGUGCACCAGAAUUGUAAUGUAAUCUACCUGUAUGGGGAAGACGAGAACUACGAAUAGGACUUAGAGCUAUAGAAUAUUUCACAAACAUAUUAAGAAAAAGACAUCAAAACAGAAAACCUUCGACAAAAUGGCGAAGCAGAAGAUGAUAAUCGACUGCGAUACUGGAGUGGACGAUGCCCAAGCAAUAAUGAUGGCCCUAUCCAGACCGGAAGUCGACGUCAUAGCUAUCACGUGUGUCAAUGGAAACGUGGAUAUUGAAAACGUUUGCCGUAACACUUUGCGUGUUCUAAAAGUUUGUGAUGCUUUACACAUACCAGUGUUUCGAGGAUGCACAAGACCUAUCAUACAUCACGAAGAAGAUGCUUCCCAUUACCAUGGCUUAGACGGCAUGGGCGACCUUCCGAACCCACCGGAAGUGGAUUUAUCGUGUAUUCAAGAGGAACAUGCGGUCAAUGCGUUGAUAAGACUUACAAAAAAGUAUGAAGGUGAAAUAAAGGUGGUCGCAAUGGCGCCGUUGACCAAUUUUGGAGUAGCCCUACGAAUGGAUCCCGAUUUUUCCCGACGUCUUCAGAGCUUGGUAAUAAUGGGAGGAAAUAUUCAAGGCAAAGGGAAUAGGUCCGCUUCUAUUGCCUCGGAAUUCAACUUCGGCACGGAUCCAGAAGCUGCAUAUGUCGUUAUCCACGAGAUGGCGUGUGAGAUCACCAUUGUUUCCUGGGAAGUCUGUCUGUCUGCUACUUAUCCAUGGGAGAAGGCUCAUGAGUGUUUUAAUUUACACACUCCAAAGUCAAAUUUUCUUCAAGCCAUCACUAAAACAACAAUUGAGAAACAGAAAGCACGAGGGGAACCUGGUUAUCGUUCCUGUGACACCACUGCAAUGGCGGUAGCUCUUGACAGUUCUAUUAUAUUGGAAUCUGUUAAAAUGUUCACUGUAGUUGAGCUGAAUGGAAGCAACACAAGGGGCAUGUUGGUUGCUGAUUGGAGAAAUAAGCUGUGCAAGCCCCCCAAUGUUACCAUCGUCGAGAAAACUGACACCAAGAAAUCGCUCACUCUAUGGAGAGGCAUGGUACUGGAGUGAAUAAUUAACAAAGUUAAUUAAAAUGAAGAAAAACGAAGUACGAAAAUAUGAUGGCAAUAAAUAUUAAAUAUGA
Molecule: messenger RNA, 1171 nt
Organism: Ostrea edulis (European flat oyster)
Lineage: Eukaryota; Metazoa; Mollusca; Bivalvia; Ostreida; Ostreidae
Product: nucleoside hydrolase-like
Exons: 6
Coding region: 151-1098 (315 amino acids)
Molecular function (GO): hydrolase activity, hydrolyzing N-glycosyl compounds
Source: RefSeq, a predicted model, not a curated record